UAUUUGAAUGAUUUUUUUUUCGUUGUGGAAGGUAGUUUCCUUUUUCAGUGUUGCCAAAACCCUUUGAAAGCCCUAAUAAGCGAGGAAAAUAGAGGGAAUGACCUCUUCUAUGGCGGUUCAGAGCUCCAAUCCCCGCGAAGCAAAACCUUCAAAGAACGAUCUCAGUUCUCACUUCUUCGUAUGGAGAGAGUUUGUGUGGGGAGCUGUUGCUGGGGCUUUUGGGGAAGGAAUGAUGCAUCCAGUUGAUACCAUUAAAACCCGAAUACAAAGCCAAGCUAUUCUUCCUGGAGUUCAGAAUCAGAAGAGCAUAUUGCAGAUGGUGCGACUUGUCUGGCAUGAGGAUGGAAUAAGAGGCUUUUACAGGGGUGUAGCACCUGGCGUUAUUGGGUCUCUUGCAACUGGUGCAACAUAUUUUGGUGUUAUAGAGUCCACUAAAAAGUGGAUUGAGGAUUCACAUCCUAGGCUUAAGGGCCACUGGGCACAUUUCAUUGCUGGAGCUGUUGGUAAGCUAAUCUGGACUUUUGAAAGAUUGACAGUCAUGUUUUAUGAAGGUUUGAAAGAUGUUACUGAAUAUGGGAAGCAAAGAUUGACAUCCAACUCAAAUUGGCAUGUCAAUAACUCAUUUGAGGGACUUGUUUUAGGAGGAUUAGCUGGUGGUCUUAGUGCAUAUCUCACCACCCCGUUGGAUGUAAUCAAAACAAGAUUGCAAGUGCAGGGUUCAACUUUAAGGUAUAACGGUUGGUUGGAUGCAAUUUGCAAUAUAUGGGAAAAGGAAGGCAUGAAGGGGAUGUUCAGGGGUAGCAUCCCAAGGAUUUCAUGGUACAUUCCGGCUUCUGCACUUACAUUUAUGGCUGUGGAAUUUCUCAGAGACCAUUAUAAUGAAGGAGCCACUGACAAGAAGGUGCAAGAAGUUGCAAGACUAUCAGUCGACAAGAAGAAACCAAUGCAAGAGGUUUCUUAGAUCAACUUGUGGUUGGAACUACAUUUACUUCCCAUCAAAAUUUUUACCGAAGAUGGGAGGCUGUACAUCUGAAUUCUUAGACAUUCUCAUAUUUUAGACCCCCCAUUUUUUUGAACAUGCAAAAUUUAGCUUAUACAUCAAAAUUUUGGCUUUGUUGGUUUGGCUUUAUUCAAUAAAACUAGGGUGGGGUGAGGGACUCGCAUCUUCCGAAGUUUCUCUUGGAAAUGCAUGGAUCUCAAUUAAAAGAGGAAAUUGACAACCAUUUUAGUGUUUGUUCCA
Arachis ipaensis is the source of this 1240-nucleotide messenger RNA. The record is from RefSeq and is a predicted model, not a curated record. NCBI's taxonomy places the organism in Eukaryota, Viridiplantae, Streptophyta, Magnoliopsida, Fabales, Fabaceae.